Messenger RNA from Medicago truncatula (barrel medic), 760 nucleotides. Its product is annotated as sec-independent protein translocase protein TATA, chloroplastic. The transcript has 2 exons. Gene Ontology annotation, cellular component: membrane. NCBI's taxonomy places the organism in Eukaryota, Viridiplantae, Streptophyta, Magnoliopsida, Fabales, Fabaceae. The record is from RefSeq and is a predicted model, not a curated record. Gene Ontology annotation, biological process: protein transport by the Tat complex. Bases 129 to 548 code for a protein of 139 amino acids.
AUUGGGUGAGCCAUUGAAAACUCUAGACACAGUCCCACCCAAUCCGCAAACUAAUCGUGUUUCCCAUCGGCAUUGAUAAUUGUUAUCCACUCAUUUAGCAGAAACAAGCAAAUAGAAUCAAACCAAAAAUGGAGACAACACUUUCCCUUUCUUCUUCUUCUUCGAUUCUCCCUAGGACUAGGCUUCCAAUCUCUUCAUCCUAUUCCAACUUAUCCUUCUCAGCUUCCAAUUCUAACACUACAUCACUUCUCUUGAAGAAAGCCAGAACCAGAACCAGAAGCACAAAGCGUUUUACUUGCAACGCCUUCUUUGGAUUAGGCGUGCCCGAGCUUGUUGUUAUUGCCGGAGUUGCUGCUCUUGUUUUCGGUCCCAAGAAAUUGCCUGAAGUUGGUCGCAGCAUCGGCAAAACCGUCAAAAGCUUCCAACAGGCAGCAAAGGAGUUUGAGACCGAGUUAAAAAAGGAGCCUAAUUCUACUGAAGAAAUUUCUGUUACGAAUGACCAAGAGGAUCAAGAUAACAAGGUUUCUAGUACAAAGGAUAGUGUAUGAGAUUAAAUUCUAAGUAGAUAUAUUCUUAAUAAAAUUGUACCAUGGUGUUAUGCAUUUAAAACAAGAGCUAUUCUAUAUAUUAAGAUAUAGAAAGUCUUUUAUUUUUCUUCUUUGUGGUAGUUUAGGUACCUUUUUUUGUUACAAGGAACAUGGGUAGUUAAAGAAUAAUUGAGGAAGUUUACCUAAAGCAAUUCGAAGCUUUUUUCUUUGAA